Messenger RNA from Trifolium pratense (red clover), 1465 nucleotides. Its product is annotated as deSI-like protein At4g17486. Gene Ontology annotation, molecular function: deubiquitinase activity. Lineage: Eukaryota; Viridiplantae; Streptophyta; Magnoliopsida; Fabales; Fabaceae. The transcript has 5 exons. The record is from RefSeq and is a predicted model, not a curated record. The coding region runs from base 403 to 1161 and encodes 252 amino acids. Gene Ontology annotation, biological process: protein deubiquitination.
AUGCAGCAGAAAGACAAUGACAGUGUGGAUUAAAACUUAAGAUAGUUGUUGUUAAUCAAUCCUAAAAACUAAACACAUUUUGUUUGUUCUGUUUUUAUGCAACUAUACCUCAAAUCUUAAACCAAACCAAACAAAACUCUUUCUUUUUCAUUGCAUGUUUCAUUUCACCAUUCUCCUUCUCUCUCUUUCUCUCUCUAAUGGCGUAACUCUUUCAAUCUGAACCUUUAGCCAGCUGAGGGAUAUCGAAGGAGUACUAAUCAGUAAUCAGAAGGUCUAGGGUUCAAACCCUGGAAACUAACAUAAACCACCAACAUUAUCCAAAUUUUAUUUAUACCACAAACCUACAUUGUUCAAAUUCAAGAAAGUUGAAGUAGUAUGUGAGUGUCCUCCCCUUAGGGAAAGAUGAAAUUAAAGUCUAAGAAAGGAUGGAAAUCUAUUGUACCUCUUCAUUUAAAAGGAAAAUCAUCUGUGAUUCGUUUUUCUUUAUUUCGCAAAGUCAAUUCAGCUAGCCAUGGACCUGGAAAAACUCCAGUUUAUCUCAAUGUGUAUGACCUGACACCCAUGAAUGGCUAUGUGUAUUGGGCCGGUUUUGGUAUCUAUCACUCUGGUGUCGAAGUUCAUGGUGUAGAAUAUGCAUUUGGGGCUCAUGACUACCCAACAAGCGGUGUUUUUGAGGUUGAACCUCGGCAAUGCCCAGGCUUCAAGUUCAGGAAGUCAAUAUUCAUCGGAACUACAUCUUUGGAUCCUGUUCAGGUCAGGGAGUUCAUGGAAUGCGAGUGUGCAAACUACAAUGGCGACACAUAUCACUUAAUUGCUAAGAACUGCAAUCACUUCUGCAAAGACAUAUGCUACAAGCUGACGGGGAAAUCGAUUCCAACUUGGGUUAAUCGGCUUGCCAAGCUAGGUUCAAUUUGCAACUGCAUUCUACCUGAGGCAUUAAGAAUUUCUGCUGUGAGGCAUGAUCCAAAUUAUGAAGCUAAUGAUAGUGAAAAGAAAAGGCUAAGAAGUGCUUUCAAUUCAUUGUCUUCAAUUUCAAUGCGUCAAAAGCAGCUAUCAAAAUCUUCGCUGUUUCUACAAUCACCCUUAAGAGGUUGCUUGUCAUCAAAAUGGCCGUCAUGGGAAUUGAGCAAGUCUAUUAAUCGUUCCUUCAAAGAGAGGUAACUCUUUGUUUGUACUUUCAGAAAGGUAUCAAUGAAUGAAUGAGUGAAUGAGAUGCAUGUUUGUAAUUGUACCAUCUCUUGUAUUUAUUAUUUUUGAAGUAAUGUACCAUCUCUUGUCUGUUCUAGUCUAUUGUAAGUAGAUUUUGUAAUGUAGGAAUAGAAUUCAGUACUCUAGGGUUUAUCAUUUUUUGUUUUGUUUUUGAAACAACCGAUAUUAGUAAUUUCUAUUGUUAAUUCACAUGUGAUGUGCAUCGACUACUUGCGCUAGAUCCGGAAAUUCUAUGAUUUAAUAUUCUAUGACUCUA